CAAGAGGGAAUUUUUCAAAUCGAGAAGAAGCGGUCUGCCGGAGUGUUUAACAACAACAAUGCAGAGACCAGGCAAAGGCAAGACUCCUCGGAGGCCUGGCCCCAAGAAGGCGUCCAACAUAGAGAAAGACCCUGUUGGAGUAUACUGCCGUAUACGACCGCUUGGAACAGAACAUGAGGAAUGUUGUGUUGAGAUGAUCAGCAGCACCACUAUUCAACUGCAUGCUCCUGAUGGUCUUAAAGCCAACCGCAAUGGGGAAUACAAAGAGACACAGUACUCCUAUAAAAAAGUAUUUGGUAUUAAUACCACUCAAAUGGAACUGUUUGAGGAUGUUGCCAAGCCAUUGGUAGAGGACCUCAUUCACUGUAAGAAUGGUCUGCUGUUUACAUAUGGUGUCACCGGAAGUGGUAAGACCUUCACCAUGACUGGCUCACCUGGAGAAGGUGGGCUCCUGCCCCGUUCCUUAGACAUGCUCUUCAACAGCAUCGGCCCCUUCCAGGCCAAAAGAUUUGUGUUUAAACCGGAUGACAAAAAUGGGAUGGAGAUUCAAAGUCAAGUCGACGCUCUCCUGGAGAGACAGAAGCGAGACAGUCAGCAGUCAGUCCCCAAAACACCAUUGUCCAGGCAGAAGGCUGACCCAGAGUUUGCAGAUAUGAUCAGCUCAGAGGAGGCAUGUAGAUCAGAGAAUGUGGAUGAAGACUGUUGUUACAGCGUUUUUGUGUCCUACAUCGAGGUCUACAACAAUUAUAUCUAUGAUCUCCUCGAAGAUGCUCCGUAUGACCCAAUCAGGCCAAAACCACCUCAGUCCAAGAUCCUCCGUGAAGAUCAGAAUCAUAACAUGUACGUGGCUGGCUGCACAGAAGUUGAAGUAAAAUCUACAGAAGAGGCUUUUGAAGUCUUUUGGAAGGGUCAAAAGAAAAGGAGGAUAGCCAACACUCAACUCAAUCGUGAAUCCAGUCGCUCCCACAGUGUGUUCACAGUAAAGCUGGCCCAGGCACCACUCGACGCUGAUGGGGACCAUAUUCUACAGGACAAGAACCAGGUGAAUGUGAGCCAGCUUUGUCUGGUUGACCUGGCAGGCAGCGAGCGCACCAGCAGAACCCGAGCAGAGGGAAGCCGUCUACGUGAAGCAGGUAAUAUUAACCAGUCUUUGAUGACACUUCGCACAUGUAUGGAAGUCCUGCGUGAAAACCAGAUGUAUGGGACUAACAAGAUGGUGCCAUACAGGGACUCUAAAGUUACUCAUCUGUUUAAAAACUACUUUGAUGGAGAAGGAAAAGUCAGGAUGAUUGUGUGUGUCAACCCAAAGGCUGAUGAUUAUGAAGAAACUAUGCUGGUGAUGCGCUUUGCCGAGAUGACCCAGGAGGUGGAGGUGGCUCGACCGGUUGAUCGGCCAAUCUGUGGCCUUGCUGCAGGACGCAGACACAGAAACCAGGCCUUCAGAGAUGAGCUGUCACGUCGCCUGGAGGAGCGAGGGGGUCCCAGUACUGCCGUAGAUGACCCAGUUCUGCUGAAUCAGCUCAUAGAAAGCCUUCCGGCCCUGCCUCAUUGUGAGCUGGUGGACCCAGCGGAUGAUCAGACUCUACCCCGCCUGAUUGAAGUCCUGGAAAGGAGGCAUCGUAUCCGUCAGACGAUGACAGAGCAGUUCAACAAAACUGCCAAUACACUGAAGUCCAUGCUUCAGCAGUUUGACGGUCAGCUCAAUGCGAAGGAGACCUUCCUGCAUGAUCAACAGAGCAAACUGAACGAGAAAGACAAAGUUAUCAUCAACCAGAAGACAGAAAUGGAACGAUUAGAGAAAAAAUCCAAAACGCUGGAGUACAAGGUUGAGAUCCUGCAAAAGACAACGGACAUGUAUGAGCACGACAAACGCUCACUACAGCAGGAGCUGGAAAGCCGGGAGCAGAGGCUGCAGAGAGAGCUGUCAGAGAGGAGGCGCAUGGAGCAGCGCAUGCAGGACAUGGUGACAGACACCAAACUCAAGUAUGAGAAGGAGUGUGAGAGACGAGUGAAUGCCAAGCAGCUGGAGAUGCAAAACAAGUUGUGGGUGAAGGAUGAAAAGCUGAAGCAGCUCAAGGCCAUAGUGACAGAGAGCCGCAGCGGCCCAGCUGAGCGUCCAGAGAAGCCUGAGAGGCCCUCCAGAGAGAGAGACCGCAACAUCGCCCAGAAGAGGUCGGCCUCGCCAUCACCACUUCCUGACUUGAGCCAAACUCCCUCCCACCAAAAUCGAGCCAAUGUUAGGGCACUUAAGGACACUCACCACACCUCUUCCUCCACCACCUCCUCUACACCCUCUUCAUCUUGCCGCUCAGUGGCCUCCUGCAUCUCCGAGUGGGAGCAGAGGUUCCCUGUAGACUCAAGCAGCCAGGUUAGACACACCGGGACUCCCCAGUACAGGAGCCGGACCCCCGCCCCUCUCCACAGCACCAGCAGUGUGGGUCGCAGGAGAGGCCAGCGCUGGGCGCCAGACGCUGAGGCCCCGGCUACGACUCUUGUCUAUGGGCUAGACCUUGAGGCAGGCGCAAGGACGGCCCCUCCGGUUCAUCCAAUGCACAGGCGCUCACACUCUGCGGGUGGGGAGAAAUGGGUAGACCACAAACCACCUUCUAAUUUGGACGUAGACACUGUCAUGCAGCCAAUCAUACCCAAUGCAAUCAAAGUGUCGACCCCUAAUGAGAAAGCUCUGUCUAAAUGCCACAAGUAUGUGCUCAGACAUCAAGAGCUUGCCUCUGACGGGGAGAUUGAGACCAAACUGAUCAAGGGUAAUGUUUUUAGGACCAGAGGUGGAGGACAAGCUGUGCAGUUUACUGACAUUGAGACACUAAAACAAGAGUGCCCAGCAGCAUCAAGUCGUAAGAGGCGAUCGGGAUCUGCAGAAGGACCAGUUCAAAUAGAGGACAUCGAAAACAGAACUCCAGUGGCGAGCACAAGUUCAAGCCAUGGCUAUCAAAAACGCAGAAAGCCUUAAGCUGCUGUACAUACGAAGGAACUUUUUUUUACUUCUUGAAAACAUGCAAGGUGUUGCAUUACUGUUGGGACAGUGAUGGCACGGCUGUGUGAAACUAUGCAUCUUUUUGAGAGUCAGAGCAUUUUUGUAUUGUAUCUGAUCUUAUUACAAAUUGUUAGGGUGCAAUUAUACUUUAAUCAUAGCCAACAAUACAUCGAUUAAACAAAGCAGAAUAUUUCAGAUGUAAUUUGCUCGAUUUCUGUGCUUCUUCUCUUUGGAGUGGUAGAAUUCUUACUUCUUAAAGACAUGGACAUAUUAAAUAGCCCUGUAUGAUUAUUUUGUGAUAAAUUUAAAGUUUUAUUAUUUAAUCUUUUCACUGCUUUUUACCGCUGCCCAAAAAUUAGAAUAUCUGAGCUUUAGAACAACAGAAAAUGUUUUUUUUGUUUGUUUUUUUUUUACUUUACAGUGUCACUGCUUGCUUUUUUUUUGAAGAAGGGUUAUUCAUUUAUUAGAUGUAACACUACACAUAUGGCUGAUUACAAAAAACUACAGAACGCAGUUGCUUUAGAAUUACAAUGGGUAGAGCUUCAGCUGUAAAUACAGAGUUAAGUAGGUUUUCUAUAAAUAAGGAUUAUGAAGCUUCUGUUUAUUCAAACAUCUCCUAAGAUGUGAAGCACACUGCUCUUUUUGGUGGCAUUAAAUUUAUUCGAACACCAAAUCUUGUCAUAAUGAUUUUUAAAUCCAUGAAGACAGAAGAGUUUAAAGUCUCCAUCUUAAAGCCUGGGACAUAUCAAAAAUUUCUUUUACCAAGCUAAGAGGGUUUUUUUUCAGUUAAUC
This is a messenger RNA of Toxotes jaculatrix (banded archerfish), 3784 nucleotides long. Its product is annotated as kinesin-like protein KIF23. Lineage: Eukaryota; Metazoa; Chordata; Actinopteri; Toxotidae. The record is from RefSeq and is a predicted model, not a curated record. The transcript has 23 exons. Gene Ontology annotation, biological process: microtubule-based movement. Gene Ontology annotation, molecular function: ATP hydrolysis activity; microtubule binding; ATP binding. Gene Ontology annotation, cellular component: nucleus; microtubule; kinesin complex. Bases 59 to 2968 code for a protein of 969 amino acids.